Molecule: messenger RNA, 1102 nt
Organism: Cryphonectria parasitica EP155
Lineage: Eukaryota; Fungi; Ascomycota; Sordariomycetes; Diaporthales; Cryphonectriaceae
Product: N-terminal nucleophile aminohydrolase
Exons: 4
Coding region: 150-965 (271 amino acids)
Biological process (GO): ubiquitin-dependent protein catabolic process
Cellular component (GO): proteasome core complex, alpha-subunit complex; proteasome core complex; nucleus
Source: RefSeq, a predicted model, not a curated record
CGUCGCAUCACAUCCCCAUUCCAUCCGCCCACCCGACGGAUUCCCCGAAGUCUACGACCCAUCAGCACACACCAUACCUCUCGCUUUCUUCGUCCAUCCACUUCUACACCCAUCUACAUACGUGAGACAGCUUCGAGAACACAGGCAAGAUGGCUUCAGGAUACGACAGAGCUCUCUCAGUCUUUAGUCCUGAUGGACACGUCUUCCAGGUGGAGUACGCAGGCGAAGCUGUCAAGAGAGGUACAUGUGCGGUCGGAGUCAAGGGCAAGGAUAUCGUGGUUUUGGGAUGCGAGAAGCGCUCAGCAAUGAAACUACAAGACACACGAAUCACACCAUCUAAGAUCGGCCUCAUCGACACCCAUGUCUGUCUCGCCUUCGCCGGUCUGAACGCCGACGCCAGAAUCCUCGUCGACAAGGCGCGGCUAGAGGCACAAUCCCACCGCCUGAACCUGGAGGACCCCGUCACCAUCGAGUACAUCACAAAGCACGUGGCCGGAGUUCAGCAGCGAUACACUCAGCGCGGUGGUGUCCGGCCCUUCGGCAUUAGCACCCUGGUUGUUGGGUUCGACCACGGCAGCAAGGUGCCGCGGCUCUACCAGACCGAGCCUUCUGGCAUCUACUCGGCAUGGAAGGCCAACGCCAUCGGACGGUCGAGCAAGACGGUGCGCGAGUUCCUGGAGCGAAACUACAAGGAGGAUAUGGACCGCGAGCAGACGAUACGUCUGGCAAUCAAGUCACUGCUGGAGGUUGUGCAGACGGGUGCCAAGAACAUCGAGAUAGCCAUCAUGGCACCAGGCAAGACGAUGGAGAUGCUGCCCGUCGAGGAUAUUGAGAGCUACGUCAAGAACAUUGAGCAGGAGAAGCAGGAGGAGGCUGCGAAGAAGAAGGGCGGCCGGUCGACCGGUGCAGGAAGCUCUUCGGUACCAUCCAGGGCCGCCGGUACCGAGACUGCCGAUGACCAAUAGACCGGGCGGGUAAAGCAACGAAAUAAGACAGCCAACCCGAUACGCGCUGCAUGAUAGAGAGGGACCAUUGUACAGUAUGACUUCAUGACCGGGCGCGUCUACGGUGCCUCGUAAUGAUAUUUUCCUUGACGCCAAUG